AUGAGCGCUUCAAAUGAUGGCUAUGGUCGACUAAGCCAAAAUGAGCAAGAUAUUUUAGAUCCGGAGAAUUCAGAUAACCGAAAUACUGUUAUUAGUCAAGGUUUUGGUGAUAUUGAGUUACCAGUCGAUCCUCCGAUAUAUAACGAAUUAUCGGAAAUCGUUGAAGAGAGGCCCCCGUUCGAACAGAUGGGGUUUCAGGAACUAGAAGAGGUAACGCAUAGAAAGAGUUUUAGGCAGUAUUGGGAAGGUUUUCAACAAAAUGUAAUUAUACCGUUUAAAAGGAAGUUUUGGGGCCCUUUAAACCAACUAUAUAUGAUGAGUUCGGAAAAGCUGGAUUACUAUUUAAAUAAGGUUGGAAAUCCAUUGAUUUUAAGACGAUAUGUUUACAUCCUGUUUAUGUCGUUUAUUGUAUAUUAUGUUAGUAUGAGCAAGAUGAUGCCCAAUAACGUUGAGUCCGGGACCCAUGGGAUGUUCUCAGAUACGCCUAAGUUGAUUGAAUAUGCAGGGCGUUGUAUUAAUUAUGCGAAAAUGGAACAAGAUUUGGAAUAUUUGAGUAGCAUGCCCCACAUUGCUGGUACGAAGGGCGAUUUUGCUAUGAUGGACUAUGUGAAGGAAUCGUUUACGAAUAAUGGCUUGCGUUCAACGAGAGUUUAUCAUUUUCCAGCAGUUAUUAAUUAUGCGGGCGAGGCAGCUGUUUCUGUUUAUGGUGAUGGUGUGGAUAAAGUAGUACUUGACUUGUCUGAGGAGAACUUUAAUCCUAUGGCAACUGCUGGGAAAGUUGAAGCCGCUCAGCUUAUAUACGGUCAUUAUGGAACAGAAGAUGACUUGAAACGCUUAGAAGAUGCCCAUUUACUAAACGAGAAUACUGUUCUUUUACUUCACUAUGACUCAUUUGUGGCAAAUCAGGUAUUACUAUGCCAAGAACGUGGUAUAAAGGGCAUAUUAUUCAUCUCAAAGUCACUGGAUGGUAAAGAGGACGUUAUUCAAAGGUUUCCAGUAGGGAUACCUCACUACGGAUUUGGGAAUCCUUCUUCAGCAGGAUACUCUGCGAAGUUUCUAGGAGGAGCACAACCAGAUCAAUCGCUUCUAAUUCCAAAGAUUCCCACGAUUCCAAUCUCCGCUAAGCAGGGAUCCCAGUUGAAGGGUAUGUUAUCGAAAUCAGAUAGAGCUGUAGAUUUCAAGAAUGGCUGGCAUAGCGGUGGCUCUAAUAAAAUAAAGAUAGAUAUGUCAUUGGACCCUAUUCAGCGUGAAGAUCAGCCGUCUUGGAACGUCGUUAGUAAGAUUGACGGGAAAGAGCAAUCCGACAAAUCAAUCAUUAUAGCUGCUGCGCGGGACUCUACACAUUAUGGUGCAAGUUAUCCAAACUUUGGCCAGAUGCUAUUAUUGGAGCUAGUGGAAUUGUUCCAGCAGGUGAAGUAUAAAUAUGACUGGAAGCCAUUAAGAAACAUAUAUUUCAUUUCCUUCGAUGCUUCUAUGUACAAUUCUGCUGGUGCAACUUCUCUUCUUAAAAACAAUCUAGCCCACUUACAGGAAGAAGCCUAUGCUUUCUUAGAUAUAACCCAGUUAAGUGUAGACCCCAAAGGUAGUAAAAAUAUUGAAGUCCAAUGUACUCCUUUGCUCCAUGAGUUUUUCACCAAAAAAAGUGAGAACUUUGGAUUCCAACUCGAUGUGACAGACGUAAAGCAGUACGGGCAGUGGGUUCCAUACAUGACAAAUGGUAUUCCCGUGAUUGUAUUUUCUUCGCCUCAUAUUUCAAAGAUGGAGGCUCCAGCCUUAACCAGCGAGGACACCUUCUCACACCUCACUAAUCAGACCUUUAACGUAAAUAAUGGCUGGGCCACUACCGGAGAAAUGCUGCUCUUUUUAUUCCAAGCAUCACUUAAGUUGGUAGAUAAUCCAUUGAUUCAAUUUAACAUCCUAGACUAUGUACGGGACUUAAAUGUCAAACUACAAGAUUUGGCCGCAAUGUCUAAGAAUCGACUAAACCUACAGCCUAUUUAUGAUGCACUAGUACUAUGGCAGAAGAUAGGUGAAGACUGGCGCUCUUGGGCGUACACCUGGAACAACAUUUUUAUGAAUCAAGAAGGUGGCAGAGAACCAUCGAUGUUGGCCAUGAAUAGGUGGGCAUGGAACAGGAAGUUGACCGGCCUAUACCGAGCGCAGGUUAAAUUAUCGGGCUUACCUGGACGGGCCUUCUUUAAAAAUCUUGUUAGUGGGCCUGCUUUGCGUCUUUCAAACACAUAUGAUUCCUGGUCAUUCCCGGGGGUUCGAGACGCGGUACAGCGAGAAGAUUGGGAAACGGCCCAGCAACAAGUUAUAUACGUCGGUAACAUAUUAAAGCUAGCGGCAGCUAAAUUCAUUGAAGAUGUAGUCGAUUUCUAG
This is a messenger RNA of Eremothecium sinecaudum, 2382 nucleotides long. Its product is annotated as HEL121Cp. Lineage: Eukaryota; Fungi; Ascomycota; Saccharomycetes; Saccharomycetales; Saccharomycetaceae. Bases 1 to 2382 code for a protein of 793 amino acids. Gene Ontology annotation, molecular function: carboxypeptidase activity. The transcript has a single exon. The record is from RefSeq and is a predicted model, not a curated record.